CUUGCAACAAACAACAAGGACAAGAUGAUCGCGAGCGUCAAGUGAAACAUAUCUUCGAUGGAGACUAGACAUAUUAGAUACGUUCUCCGCAUUUGUCAGAAUGACAUUCAAUUUAGCUGCCUUUUCAUAUAUCAUAGCAUUAAUUGGUGACGCAUUUUUAAUAUUUUUUGCGAUAUUUCAUGUAAUCACAUUCGAUGAAUUAAAGACUGGAUAUAAAAAUCCAAUCGAUCAGUGUAAUAAUUUAAAUCCGCUAGUUCUUCCGGAGUAUAUAUUGCACAUUGUCAUUAACGUUUUCUUUUUAAUCAGUGAACAAUAUUUUUCACUGUUCAUCAAUAUUCCACUGAUAGCCUAUCAUGUAUGGCGAUACAUGAACAGGCCUUUGAUGACAGAAUCUGGAUUAUAUGAUCCUACAAGCAUAAUGAAUGCUUAUGAUCUGUCUAUUUAUCAAAGAGAAGGAUGGGUUAAGCUAGCAUUUUAUCUACUUUCAUUUUUCUACUAUUUGUACGGAAUGAUCAACUCGUUGAUUAAUUAAAACCAGUAACCAUCACAAAAUUAAUCUUGUUGAUGAAAGAAUUUUUCAUUUUUCUUAUGUAAUAACGCAUAUAUUGGAAGUACAAGUGGUAAUUACAAUUAAUUUAUUGUACUGAACAUUUUAUAAUAACAUAACAUGAGAGGAGAAAGUUUGUUGAUUAUAUAUCUAAAUAAUCUGUCAACAUAACAUAC
Camponotus floridanus (Florida carpenter ant) is the source of this 723-nucleotide messenger RNA. RefSeq names its product protein cornichon (gene cni). The record is from RefSeq and is a predicted model, not a curated record. Bases 101 to 532 code for a protein of 143 amino acids. Gene Ontology annotation, cellular component: COPII-coated ER to Golgi transport vesicle; endoplasmic reticulum membrane. Lineage: Eukaryota; Metazoa; Arthropoda; Insecta; Hymenoptera; Formicidae. The transcript is spliced from 4 exons. Gene Ontology annotation, biological process: endoplasmic reticulum to Golgi vesicle-mediated transport.